This is a messenger RNA of Mus pahari (shrew mouse), 1175 nucleotides long. It is a transcript of the gene Srxn1, whose product is annotated as sulfiredoxin 1. Lineage: Eukaryota; Metazoa; Chordata; Mammalia; Rodentia; Muridae. The record is from RefSeq and is a predicted model, not a curated record. Bases 40 to 507 code for a protein of 155 amino acids. Gene Ontology annotation, biological process: cellular response to oxidative stress. The transcript has 2 exons. Gene Ontology annotation, cellular component: cytoplasm. Gene Ontology annotation, molecular function: sulfiredoxin activity.
CGGGGCACGCACAGAGCCGUCACCCCCCGCGGCCGCGCGAUGGUACAGCCCGGCCUGGUAAAGAGGCCGGGCGCCGCUGGCCACCAAGGAAGAGGUAUGGGGCUACGCGCUGGUGGAGCGCUCCGGAGGGCGGGUACGGGGCCUGGAGCGCCCGAGGGACAGGGACCCGGUGGCACCCAAGGCGGCAGCAUCCACUCGGGCUGCAUCGCCACGGUGCACAACGUGCCAAUCGCCGUGCUCAUCCGGCCGUUGCCGUCCGUGCUGGACCCGGCCAAAGUGCAGAGCCUGGUGGACACGAUCCUGGCGGACCCUGACAGUGUGCCCCCCAUCGACGUCCUCUGGAUCAAAGGGGCCCAGGGUGGUGACUACUACUAUUCCUUUGGGGGCUGCCACCGCUACGCAGCCUACCAGCAGCUGCAGAGAGAGACCAUUCCUGCCAAGCUUGUGAGGUCCACCCUUUCAGACCUGAGGAUGUACCUAGGAGCAUCCACACCAGACUUGCAGUAGCAACCUCCUGAUAGCCCCCCCGCCCCCCUUCACAUCAGCACCACGACCCGGCGCUCAGAAGACACAUGCAGCCCCCAGCGGGCAGAAGCUGUAGAUGGGAUAUGUUCUCUUCAUUCUUCAGGGAGGUCUGCCUCUUGGUGCCUCUGCACUAACUCUCCGGGACUAGCUCCCAGGAAUGAGGGGGUUCAGUUCUUCUGUCUAUGGAAAGAUAUCAUGGCCUUGACCCUGAAGGAGUACCAAGAGGAGGAAGGGAGAAAGGAGAUGGACUUGGAGACUCUCAUUUCGCUCUUUAUGAUAUCACUACAUGAACUAUGUACUAGGAAGUAAAAGAACACCUAGGUCACCGUGGCUUAAGUGAGAGAUGCUUGUUAUCCUUGUAGCCUGCAUCCUGGAACAGGCGACUAACACAGCGUUGUCCCAACAGCUCAGAAAAGUCCUGUGGCCUUGUCCUCCUUGCUCCUUACUUCGAAGUCACUGUUGCUGUGUUUCUAGGAGUUGUGUCUGUGCUCAAGGAAGAAACCCACUGGACCAACUUCUGUCAGAAAGGAGAACCUUGAUCAGAGUUUCAGGACCCUGUUCUUUGCGUAUCUGCACAAAGCCACCUUGGUCUGAGCUAGCCACCAUCGCCACCCACAGCUGCAAAGAAAGCAGACAUUAGGAAACGCUGU